AUGGCAAUGAAAACCGUGAUGAAUUUACUCUCAUUAGCACUUUAUGACUAUUCAUACAUGGGGGGAAUAUCCUUAAGGCACUUGGAUAUCGGAGGUACCCACCCACUUUGUAUGCCCCAGGAGAGCUUCCCUACUCCAUGGUCGCUCCACGGCCAAUGA
Nezara viridula (southern green stink bug) is the source of this 159-nucleotide messenger RNA. NCBI's taxonomy places the organism in Eukaryota, Metazoa, Arthropoda, Insecta, Hemiptera, Pentatomidae. The record is from the annotation of a GenBank genome assembly.